UACCUGACCUGCUUGUACCUUUACCAUGAUCAUAGGAAGGGAAAGCAUAGGUCUCAAUCCCAGCGCCGGCAUCUACCAAAUCAAUCGUCUGCUUAUCGUAAGGCCUCUUGAUUGAUACUUAUGACAGGAUGCUAUUCUUCAGCUUCUUCAAGACGCUCAUCGACCAUGAGGUGACAGUCGAGCUCAAGAACGACAUCCAGAUUCGGGGCACACUCAAGAGCGUCGACCAAUACCUUAACAUCAAGUUAGACGACAUUCAAGUCGUUGAUGAACUCAAGUAUCCGCAUCUAAGUUCCGUCAAGAACGUCUUCAUUCGUGGCUCCGUUGUGCGAUAUGUACACCUACCAGCCGCCGCAGUUGAUGUCCCACUUCUAGAAGACGCUACGAGAAGAGCCGCGAACCAGGCUGGUAAGGGGAAGUGAAGCAAUCACUGCUUAGUCUUAAGCCAUACAGCGAGGAAAGGGGUCUAGCGAGU
Messenger RNA from Xylaria bambusicola, 475 nucleotides. Its product is annotated as like-Sm domain-containing protein. Lineage: Eukaryota; Fungi; Ascomycota; Sordariomycetes; Xylariales; Xylariaceae. The record is from RefSeq and is a predicted model, not a curated record. Gene Ontology annotation, biological process: mRNA splicing, via spliceosome. Bases 129 to 422 code for a protein of 97 amino acids. Gene Ontology annotation, molecular function: RNA binding. The transcript is spliced from 4 exons. Gene Ontology annotation, cellular component: precatalytic spliceosome; U4/U6 x U5 tri-snRNP complex; Lsm1-7-Pat1 complex.